CUAACAAUAAAUCAAGCAAAUGAGUCUAGUGCGGUUGGACAACACAAGGCGCUCUGGUCUGGCGUUGCAAUUCAUUCCCUCCAGCAUGACAAUCCUUUGAAUGUAAACUUACGUGUAAAAAGCGGACUGACCCCAGAAUGCCACCAGCAUCGGACGCGACAGGCGGCGUCAUGUUUACACCGGCUCUUCCGCAGCCGCAAUCAGCGGCCGACAGCUGCCAGCCGGCGCAGCCCACGACGGAGAUGCCCUCGGUGCUGACUCAGCUGCCUCCGGGGCUCAUCAACCUGGGCAACAGCUGCUACAUGAAUAGCGCGCUGCAGGCGCUUGCCUCCUCCCAGCGCCUUUGUCAGUACCUAGCAGAGCGCGCCGCGGCCGUACGAGUCCACCAAAGCUGCGGUGCAGCCGCACGCCCUGCGGCGGCGGCGGCGCCAUUGCCGUGCGUGGCGCCGCCUCCCGCGGCGCCGCUACCUGCGCCGUGGCAAAAUCAACAGGGCGUGGGCAGGAGCAGCGCAGUGGCAGCGGCCGCCUCCUCGGUGCAGGCGGCCGUUGCGAUGGUAACACCGGUGUUGGCGCCGCUGCUGCAGAGCGCGGUGAAAGGCGUCGCUCGCGCCUGGUUGUGGCUGCGAGGCUGGGAGCCCACGACUCCCGCCUCCGCCGCCCAGCCGCCACCACACCUUGCCGCGGCAGUCGCCGCAGCCGCUACAGCCGCUGCCGCCGCUUGCGGCGUGCGCCCGCCAUCGGCGUCACCCAGCGGCGCCGCCCUCGGCCCCAGCCCGCGUAACUCGGAGCUACGGCGGCUGUCUGCAUGCGAGGUGCUACUGCAGCUGGACGCCACGCUGGCGGCGCUACAGCCAAGCUACAGCCCUGUCAGCGAUGCCUCGGCAGAAGCAAGCACCAGCGGCAACAGCAGUGGCGGUCUUGGACCCGCAGCUGCUGCGGCUCGGGUUGCUGCAGCUGCUACUGCUGCUACUGCCGGGGUGCCCGUGGAUCCGUCGCCGCUGCUCCGUGUGCUGCGCGUGCACCUGCCGGGCGGGGUGUUGGAGCUGGGGGAGCAGAACGACGCCGCAGAGGCGCUGGAGAUCCUGCUGGAUGCGGCGGCGGACGAGGCGGCGGCCUGGCACAUGACGGCGGAGCGCUGGCGGCACGCGCACGCCGGCCUUGCCGCCGCCGCAGCAGCAACACCAGGGUUGGGACCCGCGCCAGCGGAGGCGACGUCAGCAGCAGCGACAGCCACAAGUAAUGCGGCAGCAGAGCGCGGCUUCGGUGCGACGGGAGCUGGUGGCAGCUGCGGCGCCCCGGCACUGACCUCGGCAGCGGCAGCUGCUGCGCCAACGGCGGCCGAGUAUGAUGGUGUAUCCGCAAAUAGUACCGGUGGGCCGUGCAGUGCAGGAAUCUCCGGUGCUGGUGGCUGCGGCAGUCCCGGCUGCGACAGCUGCGGCGACGCUUCCAGUGGCGGCGACAAAUUAAUGACUGUCAAGAGGCACCGGCUUCCCACCGUGCCGCUGCGGCUUCCACUGCUGCUGCUCCAGCAACAGCGGCAGCAGCAGCAGGUGCAGGUGCAGGUGCAGGCGCGGGGGGGUUUGUGGCCGCUGGAGAGCCCGCUGCGGGGACUGAUGGCGCGGACCAUGGCGUGUGCGGCGUGCGGCGCCAUGUCCACCACACAGGUGGAGCCGUUCUGGUCGUUGCAACUGCCGCUGCCCCACCCCACCCGGCACAGCAACAUCAACGGCAUCGGCGUUGACAGCGGUCGCUACAGCACCGGAGGUGGCCCAGGCGGCCCAGGCGGCGGCGGGGGCGGCAGCGCGACAGUUCGCCGCAUCCCCACGGCGUUCACGCAGCAUCACCAACUGCAGAUUGGAAGCUUGUGGGGCACACCGCCGCCGAGCACCGCGGCAGUCAUGAGAAGUGGCAGUAGCGUUUGCAAUGGUGGCGGUGACGGCCGUAGCAGCUGUAGCAGCGACGUGGGCGGGCAGCGCGGCAGUGGUUCGUACGCAGGCGGUGGCGGCGGCAGCGGACUUCUCACGUUGCAGCAUUGCCUGCGCGGCGUCGCCAAGGCUGAGAAACUAGAUGGCGUCACGUGCGCCCGCUGCAGCCUGGCGGCGGCGCUGCGGCGGCUGGCGCCCCUGCUGCAGCCGCUGCCGCCGCCGGCCGCUCCCGCCGCCGCCUCUGCCCUGGACUCUGUCCCUUUCACUGCUACUGCGAUUGUUACUGCCGCGGCUGCAUCUGCUACUGCCGCCCGGGAGCGGCUACAGCAGUACGCGGCCCGGCUGGCGGCGCUGCUGGCGGCGCCGCACGUGCCCGACCUGGAGUUGGACCGGGAGCUGUCGGCGCUGGCGGCUACAGCCACUGCUACAGCCGCCGCUGCUGCAGCUGCAGCUACAGCUACAGCUGCAGCUGCUUCUGCCGCAGCGGGGGCUUCAGUAGAGGGCACAGACGGAGCUGCAGGCGGAGAUACGCAGGCGUCUGCCCCGGCUCCGCCGGCGGGGGUUGAGCUGCUGCCGGUGCGGCGGCCGGCGUGGCGGCGCACGUGCGUGUCGCGUCCGCCGCAGGUGCUGGCGCUGCAGCUGCUGCGGAGCGUGUGGGACGAGCGCACGGGGCGCAGUGCCAAGGACACGCGGCACGUGGCCUUUCCGUUGGUUUUGCCGUAUGCGGAGUUGGUGGAGGAGCUGGGCGGCUGCUGCAGCGGUGGCGGCGGCGGCGGGGGCGCAGGAGGGGCGCCUGGUGGCGGCGGCGGCGGCAGCGGCGCGAGUGUGAAGUCGGGGCAUGCCGCAGAGCCAGGCGGUGCACAGCACACAACGGACAGGGAGGAGGAGGCAGAAGCGGGCGAGCAGCAGCAGGAUGGCGGGACCUGGAACGGCUGUACCUGCACGACGGCUGCAGCCCAGCCGCCGUACGAGCUGGCGGCUGUAGUCGUGCACUUGGGCGGCGCCGCCUCCGGCCACUACCUCGUGUACCGCCGCGUGCCGCUGGCGGCUGUAGCAGAGGGUGCACAGGCCGCCGCUGCUACUGCCGUAUGCGCCGCGGGGGCUUGGGGCGUCGCGGGGAGAGGUGGCUCGGGACCGGGAGCUGUGCGGGCUGGGUCGGGGCUUGUGGGGGGUCACGUGUGGUUGCGCGUGUCUGACAGCAGCGUGUGUCGGGCCGAGGUGGGUGAGGUGCUGAGGCAGCCGGCCGCCCUGCUGCUGUACGAGCAGCGGCUGCGGCAGUAGCAUGUGCGCGUGCGAUGUGCUUGAAGCAGGAGCGAGCGAAUGACC
Molecule: messenger RNA, 3251 nt
Organism: Chlamydomonas reinhardtii
Lineage: Eukaryota; Viridiplantae; Chlorophyta; Chlorophyceae; Chlamydomonadales; Chlamydomonadaceae
Exons: 6
Coding region: 138-3206 (1022 amino acids)
Biological process (GO): protein deubiquitination
Cellular component (GO): cytosol; nucleus
Molecular function (GO): cysteine-type endopeptidase activity; cysteine-type deubiquitinase activity
Source: RefSeq, a predicted model, not a curated record